Molecule: messenger RNA, 4184 nt
Organism: Hemibagrus wyckioides
Lineage: Eukaryota; Metazoa; Chordata; Actinopteri; Siluriformes; Bagridae
Gene: wdr33
Product: WD repeat domain 33
Exons: 23
Coding region: 210-3494 (1094 amino acids)
Cellular component (GO): mRNA cleavage and polyadenylation specificity factor complex
Molecular function (GO): protein binding
Source: RefSeq, a predicted model, not a curated record
CGAGCAACAAGACGAAGGCCGACGGGAGGUGGUGGAGGAGGGAGAGAAAGGUGUCGAAAAUGGCGGUCGCGAGUGAUUUGCACGCUGGGGAUGUUUUUUUGGUAUUGUAUUUUCGUUAAGAGAAUACAGAAGAGUCGUGAAUAUAAAAAUAGCUUUAUAGGCUCAGUCAGCACUGGAUAUAUUUGCGGCGUAGCUGAAGACGCACCACCAUGGCGACGGACAUCGGCUCCCCGCCGCGCUUUUUCCACAUGCCUCGGUUCCAGCACCAGGCGCCUCGGCAGCUCUUCUACAAGCGGCCGGACUUUGCCCAGCAGCAGGCCAUGCAGCAGCUCACCUUCGACGGAAAGCGCAUGAGGAAAGCCGUGAACCGCAAGACCAUCGAUUACAACCCGUCCGUCAUCAGAUACCUCGAGAAUCGUCUGUGGCAGCGUGAUCAUCGAGAUUUGCGUGCUAUCCAACCGGAUGCAGGUUGCUUUAAUGAUCUCGUCCCUCCCGUCGGUAUGCUCAACAACCCUAUGAACGCCGUCACUACAAAGUUCGUCAGGACGUCCACGAAUAAAGUGAAAUGUCCAGUGUUUGUAGUGCGGUGGACCCCCGAAGGCAGGCGACUCGUAACCGGUGCCUCGAGCGGGGAAUUCACUCUGUGGAACGGCCUUACCUUUAACUUCGAGACUAUUUUACAGGCUCACGACAGCCCGGUGAGAGCGAUGACGUGGUCUCACAACGACAUGUGGAUGCUGACCGCCGACCAUGGCGGCUACGUGAAGUACUGGCAGUCCAACAUGAACAACGUCAAGAUGUUCCAGGCGCACAAGGAGGCGAUUAGAGAGGCCAGUUUCUCUCCUACGGAUAAUAAAUUUGCCACUUGCUCCGAUGAUGGAACUGUGCGCAUCUGGGACUUUCUGCGCUGCCACGAAGAAAGAAUCUUAAGAGGUCACGGAGCAGACGUCAAGUGUGUCGACUGGCAUCCCACCAAAGGCCUGGUAGUCUCGGGCAGCAAAGACAGCCAGCAGCCUAUCAAGUUCUGGGAUCCAAAAACUGGCCAGAGUCUGGCCACAUUACAUGCCCAUAAAAACACAGUGAUGGAAGUGAAGUGGAACCUGAACGGUAACUGGCUGCUGACGGCAUCGCGUGACCAUUUAUGCAAACUCUUCGACAUCCGAAACCUGAAAGAAGAGCUGCAGGUGUUCAGGGGGCACAAAAAGGAAGCUACAGCUGUCGCCUGGCACCCAAUCCAUGAGGGUCUUUUUGCAAGCGGAGGCUCUGAUGGCUCUCUACUUUUCUGGCAUGCAGGGGUGGAGAAGGAGGUAGGCGGGAUGGAGAUGGCCCAUGAGGGGAUGAUCUGGAGCUUGGCCUGGCAUCCUCUUGGCCAUAUAUUGUGCUCAGGAUCUAAUGACCACACCAGCAAAUUCUGGACCCGAAAUCGACCGGGAGACAAGAUGCGUGACCGAUAUAACCUGAAUCUCUUACCAGGAAUGUCAGAGGAUGGGGUAGAGUAUGAUGACAUGGAGCCCAACAGUCUGGCCACCAUUCCUGGGAUGGGGAUCCCGGAGCAGCUGAAAGCAGCCAUGGAGCAAGAACAAACCAGUAAAGAGAUCGUCCCAGAGGCUGAGAUGAGUAUCCCAGGUCUGGACUGGGGAAUGGAUGAGGUGAUGCAAAAGGACCUGAAGAAACCUCCAACAAAGAAGGUUCCCUACGCAAAACCUAUUCCUGCUCAGUUCCAGCAAGCCUGGGCAGAGAACAAGGUACCAACUAUGGUUCCAGGAGAACCACCCAAAGAGAGGAAGGAUGAGAAGGUAGACGGCAAGAAGAAGACUCAGGCUGAGAUUGAGCAGGAGAUGGCUGCACUUCAGUACACAAACCCCAUGCUGUUAGAGCAACUGAAGAUUGAGCGAAUGGCCCAACUCCAGGAUCAAAGCAUGCCUCCACCUGGAGGUCAACCAGGCUCCAUGCCGUCCUUCCCGGGGCAAGGAGGCCCCAUGGCACCACCUCCACAGGGCUUCCCUCAGUCAAUGGCAUCUCAGCAGAUGCCUCCCAACAUGGGGCCUCCGAUGGGUCAAGGUGGCAUACCUGGCCCCUAUAUCAGUCCGGGUCAGAUGGGACCUCCAGGGCCUCUGCCUCACCAGGGUCCUCCUCCACAGGGCAUGAUGGGACCUCCGGAUCUCCACGGACCUCCCCGCCACCCUGGACCUCACAGGAAUAUGGGGCCUCAUGGCAUGCCACCAGGGCCCAGGGGCAUGCAGGGUCCUCCACCAGGCCAGAUGCCUUCAGGACCACCUUCAGGAGGCAUGAUGGGACCUCCACCACGGGGUCAAAGUCCCCACCAAGGGGGAAUGAUGCAUCAGGACAUGCGCGGACCAGCACCUCAUGGAAACAUGAUGGGUUCUCAGGGGCCUCCACCAGGUGGAAUGAUGGGGCCUCCAACCAGAAAUCACGGCAUGGGGAACAUGCAUGGAAUGGGGCCUCCUGGAGGGAUGCACGGGCCUCCAAACAAUAUGCAGGGUCCACCGGGUAACAUGCAAGGACAUCCUCCGUAUAUGCAGCAGGGCAAGCCACCACACAUGGCCGAGGGAAACAGAGGACAGUACAACCAGAAUUCUGGCCCACAGUCAAUGAUGCAUGGUCCUGGUGCUAAAGAUGGACCUCGAGGGCCUCCGAACCACCACAUGGGGCCUCCACCUGACCACCAGGGCUCGGACGGAGGUUCUCAGUACUGGGCGGAGGAAGGAGGGUACCAAGAGGGCUGGAGGAGACCAGGACAGGACUUUCACGGAGAUCCCAGGGGCCACCGAGGAGGUUCUGGAGGGCAGUGGGAAAACCAAGAGAGGUUCUCUUCUCAUGAUGAUGACUAUGAAAGGUAUGAUGAUGGGUAUGAGGGUGCAGUGGACGGAUAUGAGCAGAGGCCGAGGCGACCACCACAUUCUGACGAUUCUUUCAGGAGAGGAGGAAUGAGCGGACGCGGAGGCCGGGGAGGUUACCAGGACGAGUACGGAGGAGACGAGAGCUUCGAUUCUCAGGAGGAGAUGGGUCCAGGCUGGGGGAACGGAGGGAGAGGGAGGCCGCGUGGAGGACCACCACGUGGAGGUGGUGUAGGAAGAAAGGGGCUUCUGCCAACUCCUGAUGAGUUUGCGGCUCACUACGAAGGAGGAAGAAACCAGGAGGGUUGGGAGGGAGGGCGAGAUGCAGGUCACGAAGGCUAUCGGGACAGCCAGAGAGGUGACCACAGCAUGCACGACAGUCCAUCUGCAGUCAGCAGGGAGCGCUCUUCUUCUCUUCAGGGUAUGGACAUGGCCUCACUUCCACCUCGCAAACGUCCCUGGCACGACGGUCCUGGCACCGGAGACUUGGACUCGCCUGGAGCUGGACCUGAUGACCGAGGGGCAGGUCGGCCUCCACCACGUGAAGAUGUGGGUUAUGGUCCUCCUCCGUCCAGGGGCAGUAGAGGAGGGUGGGUUCGUGGUGGCCGUGGACUGAGAGGAGGCCGGGGACGGUAGUCAGAGCUACACCCAAAAGACAGUGGGCUGGACACUGUGGAUUGAAAGUAAGGACCAAAAGAGCCACAAAUCUGCUCUGUCAGCUCUGGCACAUUAAUGCCCACUCGCACAUUUUCUGAAGUUUGUCCUGAGGACAUCUUGCUGAUCGUAGGAACAUGAGCCUGGUUGUGGCCUGUACUCUGUGACUGAACAUUACUGCAGUCAAUAAAUGACCCUGACAGCUGAAACUUUGGACACACGUUCAUCACGGAUAUGAAAAACAAGCUCACACCUUUCACUUCAUUUUGGGGAUUUUUGAAUGAUCCUUCCCCCAAAUUCUCCAUAGUGCACUAUAAAGAGUCUGAUUCUCACUCGGUUCUGAUCUCACUCGUCAACGGUGGUGCUCACUGGGUCGGCUCGAAGCUUUCCAGCUCAUGUUAAAGCUUCAAAAAUGCACCGUGAGCACACACUCUUCCAAUCCAGCAGCUGAAAUGAGAGGGACGGACAGACUCUGAACUUUCCGGGGCACGUUCGACACGUUUCAUUUUAUGUAAAAUAAAAAUGGAGAAAAGAAUCAUGUAACAUGAGCAGCUGAUUCCUGAGGCUGCUUUACUUUGUUUCAACAUGUACAGUUUGUCAAAAGGUUGUCAUAUUGUUUUGUGCAUUUUUGUAUGAGAUGGCAAUAGAAGUUUGUGCAAGAUUUAUAUCAAA